Messenger RNA from Oreochromis niloticus (Nile tilapia), 10733 nucleotides. It is a transcript of the gene caskin1, whose product is annotated as CASK interacting protein 1. Gene Ontology annotation, molecular function: protein binding. Bases 763 to 5970 code for a protein of 1735 amino acids. The transcript is spliced from 24 exons. The record is from RefSeq and is a predicted model, not a curated record. NCBI's taxonomy places the organism in Eukaryota, Metazoa, Chordata, Actinopteri, Cichliformes, Cichlidae.
CUGUAGAGCGCGCGGGCACGUGCCCCCCUUCACUACCUCUGCACACCCCUACCUACCCACCCACCCCACUCGGAGAAAAUCAUUACCAAAUAGAGAGCGCGAGCGCACGCGGAGCUGUGGCUGCAGCCGCGUCACCGCUGGGCUGCGUUUACGACGCAAAGCACACGAGCGGCACAUCCUCGGCAGAUACGAACAGCGCGCGCACCCGCCUUCAAACGCACAACCAUUUACGCGCAGUGUGUCUGAGCCUGCGAGGCUUCUCCGUUUGACUCCUUCCUCCCAGUGACCGUCGGUUAAUCGUUUAUUAUCGAGGGUAGCUGCAGCGGGGGUGACACUGAGCAGCCUCCGGCCGGUGAGGCGAAUCCUGGAGCCCCCACCACUCAUCCGCUCCGUCAAAAUACGACGCACGCGACGCCGCCGCGCGGUUGCUGGGAUCUCGAACGGCCCGGUAGCCUCCGGUCCCGUCUCCAUUCAGUAGCGCUGCACGUAGCCGUGGGAGAACCCGAGAGCAUCCCUCCAUCCCACCCAGCCUAUCCCCACCCCCCUCCCUCUUUCUCUCCCCCCCUUUCUCUCUCGCUUUCAGCCCCUCUGGACCCGUGCUAUGCCGGAGCUCUAGGGAGAGAGGAGGGGGUCUCAUCAAGCCAGGGACCUGGGGGGGUGGGAGGAAGGAGGCUUUUCGUGGCCGGGGUGUAGACGUACCCUCCGCGUGGCGAGGCGCCUCUGUAUCGGAGGAUGCUGGAAUAGAGCGGCCGAGCGCGGAAGAUGGGAAAGGACCAGGAACUGCUGCAGGCGGUGAAGACCGAGGACCUGCUCACCGUGCAGAAGCUGCUGCAGAGGCCCCGGCCAGGGAAAGCAAAGCUCCUCGGGUCUGCAAAGAAAGUGAAUGUCAACUUCCAGGAUACAGAUGGGUUUUCUCCGCUGCAUCAUGCUGCCCUUAAUGGGAACCUGGAGCUCAUCUCCCUGCUGCUGGAGUCACAGGCUGCAGUCGACAUCAGAGACCAGAAAGGUAUGCGGCCGCUGCACUAUGCAGCCUGGCAGGGGAAGGCAGAGCCCAUGAAGAUGCUGCUGAAAUCGGGUUCGUCUGUCAACGGCCAAUCAGACGAAGGACAAAUUCCUCUCCACCUGUCAGCUCAGCACGGCCACUAUGAUGUGUCUGAGAUGCUGCUGCAGCACCAGUCCAACCCGUGCAUCGUGGAUAACGCAGGGAAAACCCCUCUGGACCUGGCCUGUGAGUUCGGCAGAGUUGGGGUGGUCCAGUUGUUGCUGUCUAGUAACAUGUGCGCUGCUUUGCUGGAGCCCAAAAAAGGAGACACCACCGACCCUAAUGGGACGUCUCCGCUGCAUCUAGCUGCUAAGAAUGGACACAUAGACAUCAUCAGGCUGCUGAUCCAGGCUGGCAUCGACAUAAACAGGCAGACCAAAGCAGGCACUGCCCUGCAUGAAGCUGCCCUCUGUGGAAAGACUGAGGCAGUGAGACUCCUGCUGGAGAGUGGUAUCAAUGCCACUGUGAGAAACACGUACAGCCAGACUGCGCUGGACAUCGUCUAUCAGUUCACUGCAACACAAGCAAGCAAAGAGAUCAAACAGCUGCUGAGGGAUGCGUCUGCAGCCCUUCAAGUUCGGGCUCUGAAGGAUUACUGCAACAACUACGACCUGACCAGCCUCAACAUCAAAGCAGGAGAUGUCAUUACGGUUUUGGAGCAGCAUCCCGACGGACGCUGGAAAGGCUGUAUCCAUGACAACAGAACAGGAAAUGACCGCGUGGGCUACUUUCCAUCCACCAUGGUGGAGGUCAUCAGCAAACGCACAGGUUUGGCCAGCACAGUCAUUUGCACUCAACAGUUUCAAAAGAUACCGCUGGUUGCCCCGGCGACGGUUGCCCCUGCCAACGCAGUAGUCAACGGCAACGACACCACGUUCCAUCAGAUCCAUAUCCUGCCUCCACCGCCUCCUCCUCCACCACAUUCCCAUCAGCCACUGCUUCCACUUUUCACUUCCUUUGGCUAUAACAGGUCACCCGUGACAAGUCCACAGGGAGACACACCUACUGCCCCAGGUUGUCGCGGCUCAGAGGCAAGUCCUCAAAGUUCUCCUACCCCGUCCAGCGGGCCCCAUGGAGGCUCCAAUGAAGAGAUCUGGGUACUGCGCAAGCCUGUGGCAGGUGGAGAUCGCAGCAGCGUCGGUAGUUCCGGCAGUGUAACCAGUGUGAGGUCAUCAGGCAGUGGGCAGAGUGCUGGCAGCGCUGCACACAUCCUCCACGCACAGGCUGAGGGGGUUAAGCUUUUAGCCACCGUCUUGUCUCAGUCUGCCAAAGCGAAGGAGCAUCUGAUGGAGCAAUCCAAGUCUCUGGAUCAGCCUCCAGGCUCUGCCAGCUCCUCUCGGACAUCGAGCCAAUCAGGCUGUCCACUCCACGAAGCGCCGCCUUAUGAUGCCACGGCAACCAGGAAGGGGGAGGGUCCAUCCGAGGGGAAGAGCUCAGAGGCCGUUGUCCAAUGGCUGAGCGACUUUCAGCUGCAGGUCUACGCUCCAAACUUCCUGGGCGCUGGGUAUGACUUGCCCACCAUUAGCCGAAUGACCCCGGAGGAUUUGACCGCUAUUGGAAUAACUAAACCAGGUCACAGAAAGAAGAUAACAUCAGAGAUUAACAAGCUAAGUGUUACAGAGUGGCUGCCUGAGCAUAAACCUGCUAGCCUAGGAGAAUGGCUAUCUUCUAUUGGUCUAAGCCAGUACCACCAGAUGUUAGUGCAGAACGGUUACGAGAACAUCGACUUCAUCACGGACAUCACUUGGGAAGACCUGCAGGAAAUAGGCAUCACCAAACUGGGCCACCAGAAAAAGCUAAUGCUGGCGGUGAAGCGGCUGGCUGAAAUGCAGCGCAGUUCAGAUGGGCGGGGCUCCCUCCGAAAGAAGCCCCCACCAAUCACACAGCAGCAGGAAGUCAUGUCGAUGGAUAGUCCCCCCCCAGAUGAGGUCAUGUCUCCCAAAAUGAGCACCUUCCAGGACAGCGAGCUGAGCACCGAGCUACAGAGUGCAAUGACCCAGCCAGGUCAGGAGGUCAAAGCUCAGCGAACACGCAGCCUCAGCAAAGACCACGAUGAGGUGCUUACAGGGGGAGGAGGAGGUGGCGGUGGGCCACCUAAGAAGGAGGCCCGGACUAUGAGGCAGCAGAGCAGCCAGGGAAGCACGUCCUCUCACCGAAGCAGUGUAUCCUCACAAGGCAAACAUCGUCACUCUCAUUCUCACUCACAGCCUGCGCCUCCCUACACACCCCCACACACUCCUACCAAGACCAGGACCUCUUCCUCCUCUUCCACAUCAUCUGUGCAGAGCACCUCUUCCCCACAGGCCAAGCCCAAGCCGUCCCCACAGUUCAUCCAGGGGGAAAGACCUCAGUCACCGCGCUCACAUCCUCCUCAGUCUCCAACCCAUCGCGGAGCACCAUGUCAGCUUCAGCCCCAGCAGCAGCAACCUCAAAUGCAGCCGCAGCACCAGGCUCACCCUCACCCUCAGCACCACCCACAGAUGCAGGCGAUGGAAGUCAGGGAGAGUCAGCAAGUCCCAGUCCUCUGUCUCCCACCAGAGGCAGAGUUAGCAGAGGAAGAAGGACCAAAGAACUCGUCUGUCCAGAAUAAACGCGCUCACACGCUCAACCGCUACGCUGUCUCAGAUAGCGAGUGCGAUGAGAGAGCGGGAGGAAGAGGAGGGGGUGGAGGAGAAGGAGAAGCUGACGUUGUAAGCCAGAGCUCAACCGCUGUGAGAGGGGAAGGAGGGAAAUACGCCACAGUAACACACCGAGUCAGCCGUAGCCACUCCGUACGCAAUCAGGAAAAGGGCGCCAACCGAAACCAGAGCCAGUCGUUUGCUCUCCGUCAGAAGAAAAAAGGACCACCCCCACCGCCGCCCAAACGCUCCAGCUCGGCCAUCUCCACCUCCAACUCCAAUCUGACGGAUGCCAACACACAGCCGAAUACACUCACCACUACUGGGGGGAUGCUGGAUGUGCCUUACUACCAACAACGGCGAGCCAGCGACCUGGGGGUGUCCGUGGAGACAGCUGCCGUGGAGACGAGCAGCGUUGGCAGUGUGAGGAGCAUUGCCGCCAUGUUAGAGAUGUCUUCUAUCGGGGGAGGAGCCAAAGGCAUGGCAUUGCAGAAGAACUUUUUGCAGGUGGGAAAAACACGUGAUGCCAUCGGUCUGGAUGGUGAGGUGGUAAACCGACGACGGACCAUCAGCGGCCCCGUCAGUGAGCUUGUGGCGGCAGCAAGGCGCGACCAGCCAACUCCUUUGACUUUCCCCUCUCCCUCCACCCAGCCUGAAUCCUCCCCUCCUCCUGUUAAUUCCUCCUCACCCCAACCUCCAUCCUCACCCCACCCCAGCUCAGGAGGCAGUGGCAGCUCUUCAGAGAAUCUGCCUUUUGCAGAGGAGGGAAGUCUGACCAUCCGCCGCCAAGGUCGAGGAGAAGGAGAAGGACAGUGUGUAUUUUGUGUAUGUCUGCAGGGUGACGGCGAGGGUCACCAGGGAGACAGCAGCUACACCCAGGAUGACAUCUCCAAUGUUGAAGCCACGGCGACCUUAAAACGACGACCCCGCAGUUCCAAGCCCCACACCAACGGCUCUGACUUCACCCUUCAAGAGUCAUCCACCGUCAAGCGACGACCCAAGAGCCGUGACAAAGAGCCCGAGGGCUACGCAGACCUGGCCACAGCCAACGGGGAGCCUGCGAACACCGGGCAGCCAAACACCACACAGCCAGUUCCCUACCAGAACGGCACAGCCACCGUGAAACGCCGCCCAGUGUCUGAUGCUGGAGUGAUCGAGCAACCGCAACCCCAACCUCAACCUCAACCGCAACCCCAACCUCAACCUCAACCCCAACCUCAAACACAACCACAAGUGACUGCUGCUCCUCGCAGGGACAGCUUGGACCAAGGAGCUCCAGUGGCAAAUGAAGGUGGUCCUGUGAGGAAACCAAAGCCUCCAGUCUCCCCAAAACCUGUAGUGGCACAGAUAAAGAGACAGGGAGGACCUCAGACCCCACCGCAGCCUGUAUCCAACAAACGAGUACCCCUACCAGGUCCAGGGACACCUGGAAGUCCAGUGGAAGGAAAGAAAAUCCCUCCACCAGUUUCACCCAAACCAGCGCCACCACCCACAGCGCCCAAACCAGCCAAGCUCAUCCACUCUGUAACUGGCCCCGCACUGUCGACCCCAGCCUCUGCCCCGGCCAAGCAGCACUCUGCAGUGGCCCGACAGACCAGUUCACCGCCCUCCUUCCCCCCAUCUAACACUCCCAGCCCGCCGAACGCCAAACCGACGAGCCCUUCCUCCCAGAGUCCCCACACCCCACAGACACCCACCACGCCACAGACGCCCCAGACUCCUGCCACGCCCAGCCCCACCCCUCCGCCUGUCAAACCCCCACGAUCCUCCAUUGGGGGGGUGUCAGUGGACAGCGGGAUGUCAGGGGCGGGGUCACGGCGCCAGCCGCCACGACAACAGAGUUUGGAGUGGAUUCAUUGGUGCACCAGAAGUUGGAGGAAACAAGCGCUUCGCUGGCUGCUGCUCUGCAAGCCGUGGAGGAUAAAAUACUACGACAGGAAGACUCUGUGGCUGAGCAGAAGACCACAGUUAGCAUCCUUGACGACAUCGGCAGCAUGUUUGAUGACCUCGCCGACCAGCUUGACGCCAUGUUGGAGUAACUACAGAAACCAGCCGGUGUGUCUCCUUAGCAACGCUGCAUCAGAAGUGACUCAGUUGGCACAACAGACAACACGCCUCUCUAUCUCGCACCUUCUCCUCAUCCUUCUCUCUCUCAUCAUUCCCCUCCACCCCUCCCUGUCAUCCGUCCAUCGGUCUGUUGCUGCGUCAUUCCCGUCCUCUUCCUCUCGUCUCCUGAUGAUAACGGAGCAGCACCGCAGGCCCGGACAGACUUGGCGAGAGAAGGAGAGAGCAAGAAAGAGGAAUAGAUAGAGAGACUAAAAGAGAAAUGUUGGUUGGGGAAAGGACCAAAGACAAGCGAUGGAGGAGAGAAAGUAGAAAAAACACACAAAUGAUGAGAGAUGAAGAAAUGCAACAAAACGGAGGAGACUGCAAUCAAAAUGUGAGUCUUUAAAGAACUCUUCUGCUCAAAGCGAGCAAAGAAACAAAACCAAUACAGAAUGAAAAACCAACUGUGUAAUGAAUCAUAGUAUGGUAUGUGUACAUUAUAAGCAUGGAGAGUUUAUAUCUACUGAAAAAGUCCUGCAUUAGCACAGUAAUAUAUAAUAUACCGAUAAAUAUGAAUCUUUAGCUCUUUGGUUUGAUGUCUUGGUUCUGUGUGGAAUGGUGACCUCUGGUGUUGUGAUGAUGUAAAUGACUUGAUGGAUUUUUUUUUGUUUUGUUUUUGUUUUUUAUCCGUGACCAAAACGAGACUAUUCAGCUCCUGAGGUAUGUGUGUGUGUGUGUGUGUGUGUGUGUGUGUGUGUGUGUGUGUUGUGUGCACGCAAGAGAGAGAGGGAGAGCAAUAGGAACAGGGUGGUAGAUGUAUGUAUGUGAGUGUUUCAGGAUCAGAUUCUGUUUCCUGUCCUGGCUGCAUCUCUGCCAGAUCUUCGUCAUCACCCUGUACACACACACACACACACACACACACACAGGAGAAGCACAAUGCAGUCAGAUUGAUUACAGACACACACACACACACGUACACAAGGGAGCGUGCACAAUUAAUAAAUAAAAUAAAAAAGAGAGAAGGGGAGGGAGAAACAAAAGCAAGUGUACAGCAGGUUGUGUUUGGGACAAAGUAGGUCAAAUUCCUUUUGGAAACAGUUUGGAAAGGACUUAACCAUGUGAGGUCGAAGCCACCAUUGGUGAACAUGGAAUACAUGAUUAGAGGCGGGUUAGGGCUUCCGCCUAUGAUGGCUUAGACCUCAGAGAGUUAAAGGGGUUUCAUGCUUUUCGUGAGGUAAGGUAAAGGCAGUAGAGUCAGGCAACUGAGCAAAGCUUGAACUGGUCUUAGCUGCUUCUAAGUACUUUGCACAGUGCAGCACAAGCACCACAGUGAAGCUGAACGUCUAGAGAGACAAAGCUUUGCCACAAACUCAACUCAGCUCAAUGAAAAACUUGUUCUGGCUAAAGAGAUAUUGCAAAAAAUUUCAGGUUUCCCAAUGUGUUUAAUUUUCAGCUUUGUGCACAGGUUGCUACAGAGCACCUGAUACCAUUUUUGGGCCUAUUUGGAGUCCCUGCACAUUCUAUCCGUCCAAUGCUGAGUCAGAGUAGAUUCUAUAGAGGUUUUUUCCAACACUUAUUAACCAAAAAAACUAAAAGCAAGUAUUUGAAAACAGAUCUCAAUAUGUCAUUUCUAAAUGCCCCCAGCAUGAUACUGCCACUGCCGUGCUUCGUGCUGUGAAUUGUGAUUACUGAUUAUGACAAGUGUUUUACUUAAUGUGUGAAUUCUACUUCACACCUUCUCACUCAGUCUGAAGCCGUCAGAUUUACAGCUGUACUGAACUUCCAAGGACUUUCUGUGACUCGACAACAUCCUUGUGUCCGUAGCCCUUUUUCAUAGCAGACACGCCACAGCAGGAAAAGCAAAAGUGUAAAUGGAACUACAUUUAAAUGUACCUGUAAAGUCAAUUACACAAAGGUGUUUUCAUUCGAUCUAGAUAUUGAUUAAACUGUAUACUAUUAAAGCCUCUUUUUCUUUUGAUAAAACCUAUAUAAAAACUACUUUGAUUCACUGUGUUGGCCAAUAAAAAAGAUACAGUCAAAAUUUUUUAUAUGCUUCAUACACUACAUUUAAACAUACAUAGCUAAAGCUGAAUCUGCAGACUGCCUUUAGUCAAUGAUUUUUCACUGAAAUCCUAAUAUCCAUGACAAAAUACCUGCAUUUAACCUGUUAAGAAGGUCUCAAGGUACUCCAAGAUAACACGCUCCCUUCCACUCACAACCUUUCUAUCGCUCUUGUCCCACACACUCCCAAACACCCACCCUGUGUUGCCAUGACAAUCUACAUCACCACCAUUGUAAUCGGCAUUACCAUGGUUACUACACGGUGCGAUGGCACCGUGUACAUGGGAUGAAAAUAUAAAAAGUAUUCGAAUGGAGCAAGUGGCGGCAGAGAUCUGUGAAGCCUGGUGGUUUUUUCCGAGUGCAGCUCCUCAAACCAGAAGUUGGUUCAAUACUGAGAUUCCAACUGCACCGCUGCCCAUUAAGAAAAUCAAGGUUUCACAGUACGUUAGCAGCCACACUGUUUAUAUAAAUGAAUAAGAACUCAGAGAAUAGUCGUGGUAUUUAAAUUAUGAUCACAUAGAGAUUAUAUAUAUAUGGAUAUUUGAAAAAAAAAUAUAAGAAGAAGUGUAUUUAUGAGUGUGUUUCAUUCUGAAGACUAUUUUUAAAGUAAACAGAUCUAAUCUGAGUGUUGAAUCAGUUUGCUUUUUCAUGCUUAAGUGGUCUGAGCUGAUGAACCAUUGUAGGAUAACAUGUUGGGAUAUUUCCAGGAAGUGUUCUUUUAUUAUUAUUAUUAAUAUUAUUACUAUUAUUUUGUAUUGUUUUUUUCUGCGCCUACAUGUGUACAUGUGUCCUGGUGUGGCGAUGUGUAUAGUAUAAGCAGUUCUUGUUCAGUUUUGUUAUCUUUUGUAUAGUUUUAAAUGUCUUUGUUUUUCUUUGAAACAUGUGCCUUGCUUUGUGAUUUUGGUCUGACUUCAAUACAGUAGAUGGAUAUGUAUAAUAUAAGGGCAUCACUCUCUUUUUCCAGUUUGCUAUCUUACUUGAUAUCUUGGUAUGAAAAUUAUGCUGCCCUCCCCAGCACCACAGAGUUGUGAUUUUUAAUCCAUAAACUCAGCCGACUGAAACGAAACGUUCCGUUACUAGCAUAACCCCGGUUCUCUGAAAACCAGGAGAGGCAUUUCACUCUAGGAAGCACCCUCAUGGAAGCUCCGCUACCACUGCAUCAUUCUAAAGACAGACCAAUCACUUCAAGGAUAUGGGUCCCCCCCAACCCCUUUUGUAAUAGCCCCUGGCACCACACCAGGUACAGAAAUCAGUGUUCAGUUGGCUUGGAUGACAGAGAAUCAGUUUCAAAUAAAGACCUACAUUUUAGCUACUUCUCCUGCUUUCAUGAAGAAAUAUGUUGUGGGUCUGCUGUGUUAGCAUGUAAAGUUUUACAUUAUCACAAUGUUUAAGAAAGUUUUAGAAAAUAAACGUGGUUCUACCCAGUUAGCUGAGAGGAUCAAUGCCACUUUCAGAGUGAAGCCACAGAUACCAGCUGGUUAGUUAAGGUUUGCUUAAAAUUAAAGGACUGAAAACACUUUGGAAAAGCUAGUUAGCUUCCUAGGGAAUAUUUUAUUUGUUUAAUUUGUACAAAAAUCGAUGUAUGAUAUCUACAAUUAUCUUCUGACAUAGCAGUAGUUCUUUUCUUACAGUUUACAUUCAUAGUGCUAAGCUAAACAGAAAACCACAGUCUCACGUGUUGUCCUCUCAAUUUGAACUCAUUAAAAGAUAAGCAUAUAAACUGGUUAUAAAGACUGAACAAUGAGAUAUAAGUUCAAGUUCGACUCUGCCCGAGACUCUUUGGUUUUCAUUCCAGCUAAAACUUUAGUUUAAGAAAUUUGCUAACCGCGGCUAGCAACCAGCUGGAGGUAGUUUCAUGGAGUGUAACUAUCUCCAGGUCGAUGAUCGUUAACUUUUUUGUCUACGUUUUUUCUAAUUACAUAAUUGAAAUUAAACGUGUGCAAGACUGUUAGAUUUCAUUCCUGUUAAGAGUUUGUGAUAUUUUGCAUCAAAUGUACGCUGUGUAAAAAAUGUUUGCUUAAUUAUGCUAACUGUUAGCUGAAGGUAGUUCUGCUAAGCUACGCCAUGAGAGUGGUAUCAAUCUUCUGAUCUAGCUUUGAGUGAAAAAGCUAUCCCAACCCACUAUAUCCCUCAAAACAUGGACAACAACAAAUAGACCUAUCAUAAACUCAGUGGCUCAAUUUCUUCUACAUCUUCUAAGGAUUUGGCCUAAGCACAUAAAUAUUUCUGAACUCCAUUAGCUUAGUUAAGUAAAUUGUUACUGAAAGUGAUUGAGCCAGCUGUCACCAGAUGUGUAGGUGCAUAUUUAUAUGAAAUUUAAUUUCUUUAUUUUUUUUCCCCCCUUGAGUUAUUUUUACCUUGUGUUUAAUCUGGUACCAAACUGUCCUCUGUUAUUACAAACUAGACAUUGUGGUGACAUUAUCCGACAGAUGCUUGGUGGUCUGACCUUUGAGGGUUCACUGUACUGUGUGCGGCUUACAGCUGAGACACUUUAGCUUUUUCAUCCGCCAUCAUGUCAGAGAUAAAGUUUUGCCUUUUUUCAUCCUUCCUUAGGUCUCAUUUUGGUCAUCCUUCAUAUCGUAGGAAUUAUUUUGAAGUGUGUUUUGGUAUUUGGGCGUUGGGGUGAGGCUACUAAGGUGAAAAAAAACACAGAUGGUCAAAUAAGCUGUGGAGAAAAAGUACUUUUCAUCCCUUGUUCUUCUUAACAAAAGAUGAAGCCAAACUGUUUUUAUUUGAUUUUCCGCCUGUGCUUAUCUGAACAGACACCCGAGUGGUGUCUCCUCUGCUCUGCAGCGACUGUAUGCGAAUGCUUGAGAGAGUGUGUCAUGUGUUGCUCUGCUAUUGACUGUGUGAAAUCUGUGUGUGUGGGAGUGCGUGUGUGUUGUAGUGACUGGACAGUGGUGUGCUUGCAGUGACUGCAUCUUAUGGCCAUCUGCUCUGAAUAAAUAAAUGUUCUGUACAAACUU